ACCUGGUUAGCUCGGGUGCGGCCUUUCCCCUUCGUCUAUAAAGCCACUAGAAAUCUACUUCUGCCGAACAUUCACUCGGCGCUUCGUCACUCAUUUGUUCACCAUGUGGCUGUUAAUCCUCGCAGGUCUUUUAACGGUUUCCGUGGGCGAGGAGACGAUUUCAAAUGCAGCUGAAAAAGUGAAAACCUCCUCUGACAAUGUAGGCGACAUUGUCAUGUUGGAAAUCGAUGUCAAGGAGCCUGUGAAGAGAUCACCGAUUUCAGCCACUGCCGAAUAUGGUGCUCCAACCAAUCAGUACAUUCUUCAAUCAGCUGAUAAUUCUCAAGAGUUACCACCGGAGUAUUUAUCUCUACUACAACAAUAUGCGCAAGAAGCACCACAACCUCAAGCGCCACCCCCUCCACGAAGAGUGCAGCCAGCAUAUGCGAAACAACAACAAGCGUUGCAGCAAGCUUACUACAACUAUCGAAAACCAGCAGUAGUACCGCCCCGACCUCGUGCUCAUCUUCAUCCUCAGGCUUUAGCUCAAGCCGAAGUAGCCGCAGAAAUUCAAGCUCAAGUCGAUGCUCAAACUCGUACAGAAGCCAUUCGCACCGCUCGUUUGGGAUCGAAACCAUCGGGUGCUUCCGCGUAUCAAGCGUCAGCUUAUGCCCAACCAAAGUUGGGGACGUUCGAACAAGAACUAUUGCAAUUGGUCUCGGCUAAUCAAGCUCAAGAAUUUAAAUUACUUCCAACUCAACCUAAAGGAAGUACAUCCGCAUACUCGCAACAAUUAGUAAGCUAUCCAGCUCAAUAUGCGAAACCAACCGUGGAAGCGGCUCAGUUACCUGAACAGUACCAUAUCGAAACUUCACCGCCACGAUAUCAACAGCAACAACAACAACAGCAGCAGCAACAACAGCAACAACAGCAACCGGCACCCACUUAUCAGUCGGUUGAUGAACCCGUUCAAUAUCAAGCAGCUCAGCCUGCCAAAGCGUACAAUUCGCCGCCGCAGUAUGAUUAUAUCGACGACGAUGCAUAUCGAAAAGCCUUGGAACAGGCCCAAGCUCAAGCUCAAGCUCAAGCGGAAGCAGAAGCGUUAGCCUUUCAUAAACUUGCGCAAGCUGCGUACAAAAAUCAUCACCAAGAUGCAUUAGAGCACAUGAGACUGACAAACGAACGUUAUAGGCAACAGUCUGCACUGGAGCAGAUUCAACAAGGUUCUCAAGUGAGCGACGCUGGACGCGUUCACCUGCAAGAACAGCUGCGUCCAAAAGGCGCUGAUACUGCUUACAGGGCGAAAUUGAAAGCUCAGAUAGCCGCGGAAGCAGCCGAGGCAAGGAAGCUGCAACAUGCGCAAGAAUUUAAGGCACACGCCGAUGCUAUUCGUAAACACGAAGCUCAACAACAGGCUCACCUGAGGAUACAGGAGGAAGUUCAUAACUAUGCUCUGAAUUUCGAGAAAAAUCAAGCGCGCGCUCAAGCUGUGGCACAAGCUCAGGCGGAGGCUCUUUACAAGUCUCAGCUUCAAGCUCGCAAUCAGGUUAAGAACGAAGUCCUGGCGAUCUCGAAGGGCCAGGUGCAAGCAAAGAAAGUCGAUCCAGACUUAUCUGUGUAUCAUUAUACACUCUCAACUACAACUGCCCUUCCUCUACUUCAUAACAGUUAUUUCACCAACGAUCAGUUGCAGAAAUAUCAAACGUCCGGUUCUUCCUAUGUUCCUAGAUCAGUUCCAAAACCGGACGAUGUAAGCCCCGUUGUUGAAACGGCCUCAGCUCAGGUGCAACCUGUUAUCACGCAACCACGGCAAGCUCAUAAGUUGAAGGUUCCUUCGUCUUCUCAAUCGCUUUAUGUGUCCGAAUCGGGCUUGCUGAAAAAAUCGCCGAUCAAGUCGAUAACUAUCGAAGAGGUAACCGUCCAGCCGGAUCAAAUUGGUAAUCCUUCGCCUACACCUAAGAUACGUACCUUGACAGAGGAAGAUUUAUCGGCAUUAAUUAACGCAGGAUAUACGGUUACUCCUGUCUCGCAACCUGCGAAAUCUAUUCAACAAAUAUAUUCAACCGACAACGCAUCUGUGGGUUACUAUACGAAGAAGCAAAAAGCUCCUGUUACAAGACCUGAAUAUGUUACCUACGAGGAAGUAAUUCAACGUCCACGGAAACUCGUUAGAAAAAAUAGGCCGAUACUGAAACACAGUGAGAAAGAAGAUGAUCUGAGUGAAAAAGUUACUUAUUUGGUACCACUCGAACCAGUUUUCGGAACGAGACAACCUCCGCUCAAACACGAAGAGUAAUUUCGCUUGAAUUCGGCAUUUCUUUCUUGUCGUCGUUGCGUUGUAAGUCCAGGAUAAUGCAGCAUGUAGUUUAAAUACUGUUCUUAUAGUCUAUCUCUCGUCUUUGAUUCCAUACUGUAGUAAAAAUUACAUAUUCGAAUUGUAAUUGCAUUGAAUUUAUUUUUAUUAAGAUACGAUUUCUCAUGAAAAUUGAUUUAUCAAACGUCAACUUACAAAAUAAGAAUUGUAAGAUUAACUUCAUAACAUAGCGGUGAUUUAAUUUCUAGAUGCAAUGUGAACAGUUCUUCGUAUUUCUCAAUCUAUAUUUUCCUGUCAAUAUCUUUUCCAGCUUUACGCAUAUUUAUAUUACUUUGAGCAUGAGUUACUUUAAGACGAAUGAUUAAGAUAUUAAAUUUUCCUCGAUAUAUCAUUUACGGUCUAAAAUUCAAAAAAAUUCGAAGUCAUGAAAUGUAAACUUUUUUACGUAGUGUCAAUAAAUAUUGUGUCAAAGUUCUCGAAAAAUAAAUACGUAUAUAGAUUGUAAUAGAUAAAUUUUAUGGCGUAAAUGAGUAGAAUACUUUUAUACGCAAAAUCAUUUGCAGGCGGUAUGUGUGACGGUGCUGAGUCCAACCCUUUUUAAUUUAUACUUAUUAUACUUGUAUAUAUUAGAUUUUUACCGAAUAAAACAAUUCAAAAAUUUU
This is a messenger RNA of Frieseomelitta varia, 2955 nucleotides long. RefSeq names its product general transcriptional corepressor CYC8-like. Bases 104 to 2275 code for a protein of 723 amino acids. The transcript is spliced from 3 exons. NCBI's taxonomy places the organism in Eukaryota, Metazoa, Arthropoda, Insecta, Hymenoptera, Apidae. The record is from RefSeq and is a predicted model, not a curated record.